Messenger RNA from Myripristis murdjan (pinecone soldierfish), 2802 nucleotides. Its product is annotated as C4b-binding protein alpha chain-like. The record is from RefSeq and is a predicted model, not a curated record. The transcript has 13 exons. Bases 140 to 1243 code for a protein of 367 amino acids. Lineage: Eukaryota; Metazoa; Chordata; Actinopteri; Holocentriformes; Holocentridae.
GAAACCACAAACAUAGCUGCAUCAGCCACGGCCCACCACACAGGGAACAUCCACAGUGGAGGCACAAUCUGCUGUACUGAAUUGGCACCGUUGUAAGAAGGAGUUCAGCGACUUCACCAAACACCUGACAGACUAGGCCAUGAAGCCCGUGGGCGUGUCUUACCUGCUCCUGCUGAGCACUAUCAGCCUUACUGGCAUCGCUCAAGCUCAGAACUGCUCCGUACCAGUCGCAGGACCCAACAUGCAUUUGAGUGAAAAUGACAUAUUCACAACACAUUUCGAAAAUGGAUCAGAAGUUACCUUUGUCUGUGAUGUUGGCUAUGCAUCUGCGGGAGGCGCUCGGAAGAUCAUCUGUAUUGCUGGCACUUGGAGUCAAGUCAAUCUGAAAUGCGAGAGGAAAAAUUGUGGCUCCCCUGGAGAAGUGGAAAAUGGAGAGUUCCUAUAUCAAGAUACUCUGUUUGGGGACAAGGCUGUGGCUCGGUGCAAUCCUGGUUACAUGAUGGUUGGCCAAAAUGAAAGGAUUUGUAGAGACGGAGGUUGGUCUGGCCGGGUGCCUGUAUGUGAAGUGGUGACUUGUGAGCCGCCGCCUCAGGUGGAGAAUGCAUCCCCUUUCACUCCGCAGAGAGACAGCUACAGUUACAGAGAUGUUGUACAAUACAAGUGUCAAAAAGAUUUCACACUCAACGGAUCAUCAUCAUUAACUUGUUCAGAAAAUGGACAUUUCACACCAGAUCCUCCAAAAUGUAUCAAGGUUAUUUGUGAGGAUCCUAAUAUUGCAAAUGCUCACUUUGAGAGUGGUGCUCGACCCCCUUAUGGAUACAAGGCGUUUGUCGUGUUCCGGUGUAAUACUGGAUUUGUUAUGGAAGGGAGACCUGGUCUGACAUGUACAAUUGAUGGCCAGUGGUCGCCUAAACCUCCAAUAUGUAAACAAGCGCCAACCACAAUGACACCCACUACAACCACUACUACAACAACUACUACAACCACCACUCAUCGCCCAAACAGAACGCCACCCUCAGUUGAUGCCACUGUUCCUCCCCCCACUGGGUCGUCCCACAGCCACGCAGUUGGUAUUGGUAUUGGUGUUGCUGUUGCUGUUGUGAUAGUUGCCACUGGCAUUUAUUUGUAUGCAAAAAGAAACUCCAAGAAGAAAAACCACACUCUGGGUGAUGAUGAUGCUGGAAAAUCACACCAAAAAGAUCAACAAGAGCCUUUAGCACUUGCGCCUGCGGAUUUGCCCUAAUGAUGGUCUGUUAUAAUGGAGUGUAAACCUGACUUGCUGAGGAGCCAGGAUGUCACUGGAUCAGUUUUUGAUUGUAUUUGCACCCAAUAUGUGCAUGUGGACAGCACUACAGAUUAAGGCUGCAGAGUCCAAGAAGAGGAGCGCCUUGUCUGUUUUCAAAUUUUGCAUCAAAUUGGAAAUAGGAUAAGUCUGUUGCUUCUGCUUAAGUCUGCCAUUGAUUGGUUGGUAACUAUUUAAUGUGUGCUUCAAAGAUUUUUCAAAUACCACCCUCCUAUUAUGGUUAAAUUCACUGCCAUUUUAAUGAUUUUAUUUUAUUUCAUUUUUUAUUUUAUCACAUAUCUACUGCUUUUUACCCCCUGCAAAUACAGGGGAAUGAAGGAUAUAAUCACAUGUCAUUGGAAAGGCUUGAAAUCUGCUUUUUUUUCUCUUCUAAAUUAUAAUGUAGCACUGUAGAUCUCAGUAGAGCCUUGCCAUGGUGAUAAUACACUUAAACCUGUUUAAACCCAACAUGCUGCACUGCUCAGAAUAAGCAAAAUCAGCAGUUAAUAUGCGCAAGACCAACCGAGAGUACUGUUUGGAUGAUGUUGACGUGUUGAAAUGUUAAGUGAAAUUUAAGAUUUAACAGUGGCUGUGGUUUAAGGACUAAGAACAAAGUAGAAACACUUGCUUAUCAACUCCAUGUAGUGAUGUUUUUUUUUUUUAAAUAACACACCAAACAGCCAAGAAACCCAUACUCCAGCCUUUUACUUUCAAUUCAUAUGUUGACUGGCCUGUUACUGUGAACAGAUUACUGUAAAUCUACACAAUUAAGGAAACGUUUAUUUCAAAUUCCAUAAAACAGCAGCAGGGUGGUAUCUGUUUGAGUUCAUAUGAAAUCUGCUAAUCACAAAAAGAAAGAGCAGUGAGAUAUGUAAAGAAAGUGUUGUUUAGUGCCUAAACAUGAUUGUGAUACUAGAAUGUCUCUUAUGCCUUAAUGGCGAAGGCCAAGUAUUUGAGUCUUGCCAUUUCAGUUGAAAUGUGUGUAUAUGUGCAUGUGUGUAUGGGCCUAGGUGAACUCCUAUGGUGUAAAUAAUAGCGUUGGCUUCAGUUACUGGAAGCUUACGUCUGGCUUACCUAUUUAGGCUACAAUAAACCUUCAGCCAUGGCCAUCAUGCACUCUGGUUUCUGUGCCCUGUAGCUUCACCCAUUUGAUGUAAAACAUCCUCAACACAGUAAAGGCUUAAAACAUUUUUGUACAAGAAUUCAAUCACUUUUCACUGGUGUUUUUUCAAAACUCAAGUGAAAGGUGAUGUUAAAAAAAUUAACAUUCCACAGAAAACAAGUUUGACCAUCUUAUCACUAAAUACAGGCUUGCUUCCAGACAAGUAUUGUGUCAGCUACAUAAAGAUGACUGUAGCUUUAAAAAUAUUGCACUUACAUUUUUUGUCCCUGUUUGGAUUAUUUAUUAGAUGUGUGUGUAAAUAUCUUGUUGAUAGUUUGUACUGUGUUGAAGCUAGGGGGAAAAGAUGAAAUUUUUGCUUUUUAUCAAUCACUGCAAUAAAAUAAUUUGGCGAUAUGAA